GUGGAGGGCAACAGACAGGAGGACGUCUGCCGGGCUGAGAGGGAGCAGCAACAUAAAAAAGUUUGAACUUUGAGACACAGCCGAAUACCACGUCAUGAUGGACACUGCUGAAGACGACCUGGAGGGCUGCUGGGGAUGGCCCACGGCUCCAGACUGCUACAUCCCCAACUCUAUAAUCAGGAGCUGGAGGAAGAAACGAAAACGUCACACUGGGGAAGACUUCUGGGACGACUUGUUUUCUGGCAAUCUGUUCCAGGACAUCGAACUGAGCGAUGAAGAGGAUGCAUCUGCUGACAGGGUCUUCUACUCUUAUUUUGAUGUUGACAAGGUCGAUAUUUCUGCUGAGAUUGAAAAGAAGAAGCUACUAAAACCCACGUUGCGGAAAUCAAGCAGAGCGCGAGGAAAAGCACUCACUGGAAGAAAGGUUUCAAUGAAACCAAAAGUAAGUCCGAAGAGAAAGGAGUUUGAGUUUGGGCAGUUGCCUGACAUGGAGCCAAGGAGGAGUCUGAAAACUUCCAGAAAUCUGCUGUCUCAGAAGUCAGGUCGAAAAAGAAAAGACAGAUCUUCCAAAGCAGAAAUUGAAGAGGGCGGACCUCCUACGUCAAAGGAAGAUCUGAAGGACAGUUCAGGGCUGGGUGAAGACGUUCAGCUUGGUUUUGGUGAAGACGUUCAACUUCGGGUUAGUGAAGACGUUCAACUUCGGGUUAGUGAAGACGUUCAACUUCGGGUUAGUGAAGACGUUCAACUUGGAGUUGGUGAAGACGUUCAACUUGGAGUUGGUGAAGACGUUCAACUUGGAGUUGGUGAAGACGUUCAACUUGGGUUUGGUGAAGGUGUCCAACAUCCACUUCAAUCUGACUCCAUGUUCGAUUUAGCAAGCCAACAAUUUGACACCAUACCUGGAGAGGCGCAGCCUGUUGACUAUGUGGAUGCUGACAUCUCAGAGCAAGCUUUAGAUGAUCAAACACUGAUCAGUACCACCGAAACUGCUUUACUGGAGACUCCUCCAGCAACUCCAGAGGAUACAUUCAAACGGAAGGUUACCUUCGAAGAGCCUCAAGAUGAAGUUCGUCUGCUAAAGUUGAAGCUCACUGAUAAAUAUGACAUGUACCAAUACGAGAUGGCGCUUAGUGAAAAGGCUUUGUCACUCUUUAGAAAACAGAGAGAAACAGUGUCUCCUCGAAGGAAAAGAUCUAAGUCUAGUUCUGGAAGAAGAAAAGUUAGUUCUCAAAAGAGAAAGUCUCUUGGAAGGAGAAGCCUUGGUGGUAGAGGAAGAAGGAUUAGUUUUAAAAAGAGAAAGUCUACCACUGGAAAGAGAAACCUGGGUCUUAUGAAGGCACUGCAAUUGCCACUUGCUCAUUUAUCUGCAGGAUUAAAUAGAAUGACCAGGCCUAUCAGAGGCAAACGUCGAUCUACUGGUCCAUUGACCCCUACAUCCCGAAAGGAGUUCAAAGUCCAACCUGAAAGUCCUUCAGGCACUGGUGAUAACAUUCUUCCUCCUUCUGUAUCCCUCGGCACUAUCGCUGACCAAAGCCCCCUUCCUGAUUGGAGGAAGAACCUGUACAAAAUGAUUUCUCUCAAGGGUUUCCGUUCUUCACGGGCACAAAGGCGGUUUUCUGUGGAAUAUCCAGAGGGGGCUUCCAUUGCAAAUAUCCCCAUCUUCCAACAGGGACAAGCUGAAGAAUCCCAACAGGAGAUGGAGGCAAUUGAAUUGAAAAAGAGCACAGAGUCAACUCGCCAACAACUCACCGAAGAGCAGUUUGCAGCAGAACAUCCACAGGAGUCUCCUAGUGCCUCUAAGCCUUCAGUACCCAUCCCUGAGCUCCAACGGGGUAAAGCUGAAGAAUCCCAACAGGAGAAUCAGGAGAUUGAAUUAAAAAAAAGCACAGAGCCAACUCGCCAACAACCCACCAAAAGACAAUUUGCAGCAGAGCAUCAACAGGAGUCUGCUGGUGCAUCUGAGCCUUCAGUAAUAACCCCUGAGCUCCAACAGGGCAAAGCUGAAGAAUCCCAAAGGGUGAAACAGAAGACCCAAUUGAAAAAGAGCACAGAGCCAACCCACCAGCAACCUGCCAAAGAGCAGUUUGCUCCAGAGCAUCCACAGCAGUCUGUGGUUUCUGAGGGUGCAUCCCGACCCUCAGAAACCACUCCCAAGCACCAAAAAUUGAAACUGGAGAGCCAAUUGAAAAAGAGCACAGAGCCAACCUACCGACAACCCACCAAAGGGCAGUUUGCAGCAGAGCAUCAACAGGAGUCUGCUGGUGCAUCUCAGCCUUCACUAAUUACCCCUGAGCUCCAACAGGAUCAAACUAAAGAAUCCCAAGGGGUGAAACAGAAGAUUCAAUUGAAAAAGAGCACAGAGUUAACCUACCGACAACCUACUGAAGAGAAGUUUGCUCCAGUUCAUUCAGGCGAACCUCCCAGUCUAUUAGAAUCAUUCAAAGUCAAAUCUGUUGUUCUACAGCCUCGACUAAGUUUGGCACAGUUGUUUGAUUUGACAAAGACAACAGAGCCAACCCAACAACAACAUACCACAGAGCAGCUUUCCGGAGAGCAUCCACAGGCUUUUACCCAUGCAUCCCAACCUUCCACCCCCAUGCUCCAAAUGGAUCAAUCUGAAGCGGCCUUAAGGGUGGGGCAGGAGAUUGAAUUGGAAAAGAGCACAGAGCCAACCCACCAAAGACCACAUUUAUAUGGAGAAUCAACAGGAGCCUCUCAAUAUGCAGGAUCCACUCCAUAUGCAGGAGCUCCCCAACAAACAGGAGCUGCCCCAUCCACAGGGCCCCCCUCAUAUACAGGAGUUCCCCCAUAUACAGGAGUUACCCCAUACAUAGGAGCUCCACCAUACACAGGAGCUCCCCAACAAACAGGAGCUGUCCCCUCCACAGGGCCCCCUUCAUAUACAGGAGUUCCCCCAUAUUCAGGAGGUACCCCACACACAGGAGCUCCACCAUACAUAGGAGCUUCCCCAUCCACAGAUGAUUCCUCAUAUACAGGAGCUCCACCAUACAUAGGAGCUGCACCAUCCACAGGGCCCCCUUCAUAUACGGGAGUUCCCCGAUAUACAGGAGCUUCCCCACACACAGGAGCUGUCCCAAUCACAGGGCUCCCCUCAUAUGAAGGAGGUAUCCCACACACAGGAGGUGUCCCACUCACAGGAGCUACACCAUCCGCAGGAGCUCCACCACACAUGGGAGCUGCCCCAUCCACAGGGCUCCCCUCAUAUGAAGGAGGUAUCCCACAAACAGGAGGUGUCCCACACACAGGAGCUAUCUCAUACGCAGGAGCUCCCCCACAUGUGGGAACUGCCCAAUCCACAGGAACCCCCUCAUAUACAGGAGGUACCCCACACACGGGAGCUGCCCCAUCCACAGGGCUCCCCUUGUAUACAGAAGUUCUCCCAUAUACAGGAGAUACCCCACACAUGGGAGCUGCCCCAUCCACAGGACUCCCCUCACAUACAGGAGUUCCCCCAUAUACAGGAGGUACCCCACACACGGGAGCUGCCCCCUCCACAGGGCUCUCCUCAUAUACAGGAGUUCCCCCAUAUACAGGUGGUACCCCACACACAGGAGCUUCCCCAUCCACAGGACUCCCCUCACAUACAGGAGUUCCCCCAUAUACAGGAGGUACCCCACACAUGGGAGCUGCCCCAUCCACAGGACUCCCCUCACAUACAGGAGUUCCCCCAUAUACAGGAGGUACCCCACACACGGGAGCUGCCCCAUCCACAGGACUCCCCUCAUAUACAGGAGUUCCCCCAUAUACAGGAGGUACCCCACACACGGAAGCUGCCCCAUCCACAGGGCUACCCUCAUAUAUAGGAGUUCCCCCAUAUACAGGAGGUACCCCACUUAUGGGAGCUGCCCCCUCCACAGGGCUCCCCCCAUAUACAGGAGGUACCCCACUUAUGGGCGCUGCCCCCUCCACUGGGCUCCCCUCAUAUACAGGAGUUUCCCCAUAUACAGGAGGUACCCCACACACAGGGGGUAUCCCACACACAGGAGGUAUCCCACACAAAGGAGGUGUCCCACACACAGGAGUCUCCCCAUCCACAGAUGAGUCCUCACAUGCAGGGGCUCUUCCAUACAUAGGAGCUGCACCAUACACAGGGGCUUCCCCACCCACAGGAGCUGCCCCAUCCACAGGACCCCCCUCAUAUGCGGGAGUUACCCCAGACAAAGGAGCUACACCAUAUGCAGGAGCUCCACCAUACACAGGAGCUGCCCCUUAUACAGGGCCAUUCCCUUAUACAGGAGCUCCCCCAUCCCCAGGAACUGCCCCAUCCACAGGAGCCCUCUCCUAUACAGGAGUUCCUCCAUUUUCAGGAGCUCCCCCAUACGCAGGAGCUACACCAUACACAAGAGCUGCCCCUUACACAGGGCCAUUCCCUUGUACAGGAGUUCCACCAUACACAGGAGCUGCCCAAUCCACAGGAGCCCCUCCAUAUGCAGGAACUGCCCAAUCCACAGGAGCCCCUCCAUAUGCAGGAACUGCCCAAUCCACAGGAGCACCCCCAUAUGCAGGAACUCCACCGUACACAGGAGCUGCUCCUUACACAGGGCCAUUCCCUUAUACAGGAGCUCCCCCAUUCCCAGGAACUGCCCCAUCCACAGGAGCCUCCUCCUAUACAGGAGUUUCCCCAUAUGCAGGAGCUACACCAUACACAGGAGCUGCCCCUUACACAGGCCCAUUCCCUUAUACAGGAGCUCCCCUACCCCCAGAAGCUGCCCAAUCCACAGGACCCCCCGGCUUUGCAGGAGCUCCUACACAUAUAGGAACUCCCCCAUUCACAGAAGAUUCUUCACAUACAGGAGCUGCUCCAUACACAGGAGUCCCAGGAGUCCUCCCAUACCCAGGAGCUCCCCCAUACCCAGGAGCUCCCCCAUUCACAGAAGAUUCCUCUCAUACAGGAGCUGCUCCAUACACAGAAGUCCCAGGAGUCCUCCCAUACACAGGAGCUCCCCCAUACCCAGGAGCUCCCCCAUACACAGGAGCUCCCCCAUACCCAGGAGCUCCCCCGUACACAGGAGCUCCCCCAUACCCAGGAGCUCCCCCGUACACAGGAGCUCCCCCGUACACAGGAGCUCCCCCGUACCCAGGAGCUCCCCCGUACACAGGAGCUCCCCCAUACCCAGGAGCUCCCCCAUACACAGGAGCUUCACCAUACAUAAGAGGUUCAGCAUACAGAGGAGUCUCUUUGUUACAACUCACUGAAGGGCAGUUUGCUGCAAAGUAUCCACAGAAGCCUCCCUGUACAUCCCUACCUAUAAUAACCAUGUCCAUUCUACAAAGGGGCCCAGCUUACGCCAACCUUAGGGAGCUAAGAGUGGUUAAGGAUCUAAGAGUGGCAAAGAAGAGUCAAUUGAAAGGCAGCAAAGAACCAACCCCCCCAAAGUCACUUUUCUGGACAGCCUACACAGGAGCCUACCCAUUCAAACUUCCCAAAGUGCUGUUUGCUGCAGAGCAUCCACAGGAGCCUCCCCAUGUCAAUUUACAAAAACAUGGUUUACUGCAGAGAAUCCCCAGGAGUCUCUCCGUGCCAACCCAGCGAAAGGCUGUUUGCAGCACUGAAACAGGACAUUUCCCAUGCCAUCCCGCAAAAGUGCAAAAACAGGAGCCUAAAUCCCAACAGCCAAAAGCAACGAUGGGACUGGGUCAAGCUGAACCAUCCCUAAGGGUAGUGCAGGAGGUCCAAUUGAAAAUCAGCACAGAGCCAGCCCAAUGUUCCUUCAGCCAAGUGGUUGCUUUGUCUUCUCAACAAAACUUCAUCACCUCACAAAAAUGUGGGAAGACGCAGUAUGGAAAACUGCAGUUUGACUGGGUGAGAGGUUCAUUAAAAUGAAAACUGAUUUGUUUCAAGAAA
Messenger RNA from Poeciliopsis prolifica (blackstripe livebearer), 5866 nucleotides. Its product is annotated as mucin-17-like. The record is from RefSeq and is a predicted model, not a curated record. NCBI's taxonomy places the organism in Eukaryota, Metazoa, Chordata, Actinopteri, Cyprinodontiformes, Poeciliidae. Bases 95 to 5845 code for a protein of 1916 amino acids. The transcript has 5 exons.